CGGAUCGCUGUCAGGAGCGCUCGGAGGAGGGGUGGCCAUUUUAGGCUCAUUCGCAUUUGGCAGGUCUGAAGACAAUUGCGAAGCACGGAACGCUCUUCAAGCAGUGGAUAUAUAAGCUCAACAUGGCUGACGAGGGGAAGCUGUUCAUUGGGGGGCUGUGCUUCGACACGGACGAGACCAGCCUCAAGGACGCCUUCUGCAAGUACGGACACGUUUUGAAAGCUGACGUUGUGAGGGACCGAGAGACAAACAAAUCGAGGGGAUUUGGCUUUGUGACGUUUGAAAACCCCACAGAUGCUAAAGACGCAAUGACUGCUAUGGAUGGGAAGGUUGUUGACGGUAAGCAGAUCCGUGUGGAUGAGGCCGGGAAGCCUAGUGGUCGUUCAGGAGGCUCGUUCCGUGGCUCUGGACCCCGGGGGGGGUUCUUCAGAGGGGGUAGACGAGGUGGGAGUGAUUAUAUGGAAGGGGAUUUCGGAGGGUACGGGCAGAGGUCCUACCAAGAUAGAAGUUAUGGAGAUAGAAGUAACAGUAGAGAAGGAGGCUUUGGUGGGAAUAGAAACUAUGGCGAUGAAGAGAGAAGUUACGGCGGAUACCGGAGUGGCGGCAACAGCCGUGGUGGUGGUGGAUACAAUGCCGGAUACAACCGGGACAACAGGAGUCAGACCAGCUAUGGAGGAGAGCAGCGCUCUGGAUCCUACAGGGACGGCUAUGACAGCUAUGCCUCAAACGAGUAAAAACACAAAAAAUCUUCCUGAUUUCAAGACCAUCACCAACCUGCACAGUUUUUUUCUAAAGAUUUCCAAGACCUUUUUUUUUUUUUCGCUUUUUGGGGGGAGGCAGUGGUUAUUCUUUUUGUGAAAUAUGGUUACUUGGCCUUGUAUCUUAAAUCCCUUGUUUGAGUGUUUAUUUUUGGGGUUUUUGUGUGCUCUACAACUCCGCUGGCACUACCGUAGACUAAAGCGCCACUAGUUAUGCUCCAUUCAUGAUCUCAUACUUCCUCCCUCGUUUAAGUAACCAUACUGAGGAUCUAGAGUUGCCUACAGAAUUGCCGAGUAGCUUCUGUGCUUAAUCACUAGGUGAGAUCUCUGCUGUUCCACACAACCUGACAGCUUCUACAUCCAAUUCUCUAUCUGCGAAUAAUGACGGCCGCAAAAACAUUCGGUUCGAGUGCAAAAAUGUCAUCAGCGCUUUUGCUGCCAACAGCAAAAAAUAUUCAACUCGAAAUGAUUAUUCAAACACAAUAAGACAUGUUUGUGAAGCUUGACAUGCUGUGGAUAUGCCGUCAUGGUCUUUGCCAACGUCUUCAGCUCUGCCCCUCCUACCAUUUUUGAGAACAUUUAUUCGAUAUGGGCCCUGGUUUCUUUGCAUGAUUUUAUUUUAUUACUCAUUUAGAUGACCUGUUACCUAACUUGUUAAAGGGGCUAGAUGGUGGAGGAGUGGCCUAUUGCUCAACUUGGCCUUAUAUUUUAAAUACAUUUUUUUUGGAGCAUUAUUUUCUUUCCUCAAAACCAACCCUUAACCGAUGAUUUGGCAUUUCCUCAUGCUCUCAUUUGGGUAUGUUCAUACUACACUACCCGGUGCUGGGUGUAUAUGCUUGCCUGGCUAGCAUUUGAAAACGCCCAACAGAUUUUGCCAUUUAAAAGUUUUAGAAAAUAAACUAUUGAAAACAAGUUAUUUAUAUUUACUUAUCCAUGAGUCAGAUUUUUGGCUUUGGAAAAACUUUAUUUAAAAAAUUUGCACCGAUUGUGUCAACAGAGAAUAUGAACUUGGUGAAAUGAGAAAUACACAACCCCAUCCUUUUGACAACAAAAAUAAAUAAAGGAGGCAAUGGCGGUUUCAAAUUGUAGGGAUGGACAUGAUACAAAAUAUUCUGGAUGACUCUGGAAAUGCUACAACCCGAAAUUGCAAAUGUAUCAGGACAGCUGCGCUUUCUAGCCCCUUUUUUUUAUUUAAAAGAAAGAAGUCGCUGCAAUAUAUAUAAUGACAUCCUGAGGAAUCCCGUCACAAUUGGCUGCAGUUUGGGCUGAUCAUUGAGAAAUGUGCUCUGUUUGUGUAUCAGUACUUUUUUUAUUGUCUCUUCUGGCCUUAUUAGGCCCUAUUAAAACUACCCGUGGAAAAUUCUCUGAUUCCUGAUUUCCUCCGAAAAAGAAGCCAGUUUAAAACAACCUAGGAAUCUGAUUUAGAAUUCACUGAAUACAGUUAGUACAGACAUGUGGCUUUCAGCAUGAGGGGUGGGCUCUAUGUAGCUGCUAGGGACAACGUGUCUGGAUUUUUUUUUAAUUUAAAUUAUUAUACGUCUGCUUACACCAGCCUGGAUAUGAAGGGGUGGGCUUCUAGGAUGAGACGGACGAGGAACUGAAAUGUACUCCUGCUGUCCUCCUGCUGCUGCUGUUUCUGGUUCUGUCAUAAUGCUUCAUUACACCCAAGAUCUCUGGCCGCUAUCGUUUUGGAAAUCAACAAAGUCCUUGGAGAAUGAAGUGUUGGGCCUACCGACACAUGAGUCCUCCUGUCUCUGGUGAACGCUGCUCACUUGGCUAGUUCAUAAUUGGAGAUAGUGCCAGUAAAGUGAGGUAACAUUUUUUGCUCUCCUGUUCACAUCCCUCAAACAGUUAUCAUGUUGAUGUCCCAUCUUAGACUGUCUACCACUUUGACCACGAUGCAAUGGGACUCUCAGCCGUUGCUAAGGCUUGGCCUGGACUACUUCCAAAAGAUGAAUUUCAUCCAGUAGCACAUCCUGGCUUUCGGAGUAUUUCUCGUAAAAAAAAAAAAGGACCUUUGGGGAAUUAAAUAAUCCGACGUCAAAGGCUGUUUACCCACGAGUUCUCCCAAAAUCCCCGAAGCCUACUAAAGUAUUUCUAAGAGAAAAUGUGUCAUAGGAAAUAGACGGAUCCCCCAUUGUGCAUACAUUGUCUACCAUUGAGACUGCAAUUUCUCAUUUGUGGUAAAGGGCUUAAAGGGUGGUUAAUUAUAACUAUACCAUUGCUCUGUUAAAUUGACUUGUUUGUGCGUGUGUGUGUGUCGGCGCAACUGCAUAACUGCCGCUAAACUACUGGAGGGCUUGAUAUUGAUUUUGUUUUCCUGUCCAUCC
Gadus chalcogrammus (walleye pollock) is the source of this 3088-nucleotide messenger RNA. Its product is annotated as cold-inducible RNA-binding protein B-like. Gene Ontology annotation, molecular function: RNA binding. The transcript has 7 exons. Gene Ontology annotation, cellular component: spliceosomal complex. Bases 123 to 734 code for a protein of 203 amino acids. The record is from RefSeq and is a predicted model, not a curated record. NCBI's taxonomy places the organism in Eukaryota, Metazoa, Chordata, Actinopteri, Gadiformes, Gadidae. Gene Ontology annotation, biological process: positive regulation of mRNA splicing, via spliceosome.